AUGACACCAUCCGGCGAGAAGUUUGACGAUCGUGUCCAGGGUAAGAUCACUGAUCUGAUACGCGAGACGGGCCUGAGUGGCCAGCUGGGAAAAGGCCGUGUCUUCAUGAACGUGGAUGCGGAGUUCCGUGCGGUGGCCGUGGUCGGCGUGGGACAGGAGGGGGCCGGCUUCAACGACCUGGAGAUGCUCGACGAGGGAAUGGAGAACGCUCGCGUCGCUGCCGGCGUGGGUGCUCGUGCCCUUCAACUGCACAGCUGCACAGACGUCUUCGUGGAGUCGAUGGCGUAUGCGGAGCAGGCGGCCGAGGGGAGCGCCUUGGCCUUGGUGCUGUACGACUCUCCCGACUCGGAUGCCUGGAUGCGGGGCCUGUUCAAGGCCGAAUCGCAGAACCUGGCCCGUCGCCUGGCCCUAAACAUAACGGCACUGCUGCCGUUGUGCGAGAACAUGUCCUCUGGAAUGGCGGCCAAGCCUGGCGACGUAGUGACCCUUCUCAAUGGCAAGUCGCUCGGCUUCGUGGACGUCAGCAAGGCUGGUGUGGUGGCAAUGGCCGAUCCCUUGCUCUACGCCCAGACGACAUACAAGCCGCGCAUGGCAGUGGACAUUGCUACAGUGGGCUACGCCGUCUGCCCAGCGCUGGGAGGAGCAGCAGCCGGGAUUUUCAGCAAUUCGAACUUCGUCUACAAGCAGUUCGAGAAGACCGGUGCCCUUACGGGCGAUCGCGUUUGGCGUCUGCCCCUGUGGCGCUACUUCAAGGAGCUGAUCAUGCCGGACGAGACCUUUGACAUCAGCAACCGCGGACGUGGCCCCGCCUCCAGCUGCAUCGCUGCCGCCGUUCUGGGCCCACCUGGACAUCCGCAACCCCUGCAGUUGAAGGGCACGAGCACCCACGCCGGCAGCGACGCGAGCGUUCUCCAUUCCCUCGUCGAGCAUCUCCAGGUCGUUGAAGCCGGCCCCCUCCUGUCCCACGCCGACCACGGCGUGUAG
Messenger RNA from Drosophila miranda, 984 nucleotides. RefSeq names its product cytosol aminopeptidase. Gene Ontology annotation, biological process: proteolysis. The record is from RefSeq and is a predicted model, not a curated record. Gene Ontology annotation, molecular function: manganese ion binding; metalloaminopeptidase activity. The coding region runs from base 1 to 984 and encodes 327 amino acids. The transcript is spliced from 2 exons. Gene Ontology annotation, cellular component: cytoplasm. Lineage: Eukaryota; Metazoa; Arthropoda; Insecta; Diptera; Drosophilidae.